GGAAAUUGUUGUGUUGACAUAAUACGUCGAGCUUCGCAGACUGCAUCUAGUACUGGCAUUUCACUGGUGUUGUGGUUCUGUAAAUUGUCGUAAAUUUCUCGACUACUUUGAUAUUCCGAUACUGGUAUUGCACGAUUUGUUUGUUUCUACGUUCCAUAGUAAAUACUAAAACAGUACACUACAUUCGGAACAAAUACAAUUAACAUUACUUUUACCACGAAAAUGUCUGACUUUGUGAAUCAAGAGAUCGCGUGCUUGCUGAAUGCGCUGCAUCAGCCAGACAUCCCUGAGCCGAGAAUCACCGACGACCCUGACUGGCAAGAAUUCAUCGAAAGUUCCACAUUACGCAAAACAAGGGACCGAAGCGAUCAGAAUGUUGAUGUAUGGCCAAAAAUGUACAUUCGGGCUCGGGUGCCAAGUACCGAAGAUAACAAUAAUAAAGUGAUGGUCAUGGGCAAAAAUGUCAACGAUGCUGCAACUGAGUACGAAAUAGAAAAUAUUCAACAACAUGAGAUGCCCGUCAUUGGUACUUUUGUGGACGCCAGAAUCUUCCCCGGUUUUCGCUACACCGUUCGCAUACUUGGUACGAAGAAUCGUCAAUUUGGUGGAAAGGCUCUGAAAUUAUUAAGCAUUGGUAAAGGUUAUGGUAAACGCUUCACAUUUAAAGGCCCGUUUCUCAAUCAUAACGAAAAUUAUUUCUGGUCCGACUCGCACCCCGACGGAUAUGCCUUCAGUAUUAAUGCGGUCGCCGAGGAAGAAGAGUUUGGUAUUUAUGACACUGCCGGCAUCCGACACAUCGGACACGCUAUCGUCGUCCAUGUGAGUGAAUCACAGAAGGAGAUCUCCCAAACAGUAAAACCGGACAAAAGUAUCGAAAAACAAUUAAGACUGUCAAUGCGCUGUAGCGUGAAGCUAAUGACUCAGCCACGAGGUCUGGUCUCGGAAAAAGAUAUUAAUUUCGACAAUGUCGUCGUGACAUGUAAUAACAGAUCGGAAAAUGUCGAGAUACAGGUUGAACUACCAUUCGUUGGAAAAUGCACCUUGCGCUCAGACACGAAGUGAAAACGUGAUGUUAUCGGCUCUUCCGUUUGCUGCCACUUUCCCCGCAGAGACUUAACCGGGAAAGAACAAUGCAUAGCCUGGUAAUAUGUACAUGCGUGAAUGAAGCGUUAAGGUUCCACCCAGCCGGCCAUCGUAACGUUGCAGAAUACUGAGUGAUGUAGUACUUCUAGAACGCUAAAGCUGGACAAAGGUGAUAUAGGAGUAUAGAAUGGAUACAUGGAAUGAAAACAAACUGUAGUUCCAGGCCGUAACGCACAAAUGCAGCAGCGCUCACCAAUAUUUACAUAUUUUUCAAUUGCUCUUUAACAGUGAACUUGAUUUAACGGUUAAUAAUAAUACAGUAUAUAUAUAUAUAUAUAUUGUGUACAUACAAUUAUAAGUUUUAGUGCAUUCGUAUUUGACACGUACAUUAUAGUGGAACGCUGAAAAAAUGUUUCCUGUAAACUUGUUAUUUGCGAAUUUAAUUAAAGAUAACAAUCAUUGCACAUUCAACACAAUUUAUUUUUUACCAGCAAGUUGGGAAUAUUUAUUGACUUUGUUAACAUUUUGUGAAACUCUUCAAUAUUGACUAGUCCAUUUGAUAGUAGGGCCGCUGUGAUUGGCAAUGAUUUGUUGCUGUUCAACCAUAAUUGACAGUAAACUAUACAUCAUAUUAGAACAAUUUAACAAAGGUAACUUAUAUCUAAUCUACUCUGUGUGUUCAGUUUACAAUAAUUUGUAUUUGACAUGACUGAGUUGGUUACUUUGUAAAUAAAGCGCUUGGAUUGUGA
Messenger RNA from Saccoglossus kowalevskii, 1832 nucleotides. RefSeq lists its product as uncharacterized. The record is from RefSeq and is a predicted model, not a curated record. NCBI's taxonomy places the organism in Eukaryota, Metazoa, Hemichordata, Enteropneusta, Harrimaniidae.